AUGCGUUACGUCGCCUCGAUGCCGAUGCCGGUGUCGAUGAGGCAGUACUUGGCACUAAUGUCGACCCGCGGAUCCACGACGUCCCCUGGCCCACCUCGGAUGGCCGGGCCACCCUCCAGCCCGCUCAGCACGCGCAUCGAGAACGAUGUGGCCGAGGCCGAGGCCGAGAUGGACAAAGGUAACCCCGAUUCGCUCAGUGUCAAUCCGAGCCGCCGCGCACAGGUCCGCGACAAGCCCCAUGUCAAGCCGCCUUUUCUGGAUGUGCCUAUGGGACGGUUCCUCACAUACCUCACACUCGGGCUGAUCGCGCUCGCGGCGUUCUACCUUUGGCGCUUUCAUGUGUGGGCCGAAAACGUCGGAGGAUACUGGAACCUCAUGACGGGUCAGCGUGAUGACCUGGCCGACGUCGUGCAGAAGGACGCUGCCAAGGCGGUCCAAGAGGAUGUUGCCUCCGCAUCGGCUGUGAAUGCUUCGGGCGCCUGCCCACCCUGCGAAGUCUCCAAUCCUACAGUCGAAUCCCUCGUCCUCCAGCUCGCUGACAAGCUCGGCAUCAAGCCCGUCGAACUCAAUGCCGCCAUCAGGCCUCUCAUCGACCCGUCCGCGCCGCAAGUCAUCGCUGAGCCCACCGCCGACCCUAACGAACCGGGUCUCCUGGGCGUCCUGGGUGAGGCACUCCUCGACUAA
This is a messenger RNA of Cutaneotrichosporon cavernicola, 684 nucleotides long. RefSeq lists its product as uncharacterized. The record is from RefSeq and is a predicted model, not a curated record. Lineage: Eukaryota; Fungi; Basidiomycota; Tremellomycetes; Trichosporonales; Trichosporonaceae. The coding region runs from base 1 to 684 and encodes 227 amino acids. The transcript is spliced from 5 exons.